CUAAACUUUAUCAUGUCUGGUGGUCUCUGUAUGUCACCAUACAGCACUGCGAUUUAAUAAGAUGAAGUCAAAAUUACUGCAAGCAGAAAUCUUCCACAAAGGAAAUAACUAAAAACAAAACAUGAAACAACAUAUCUGCUCUACCUGAAUGUAUCAUCCCUUUCCUAAAAGCAAAGUUUCUACUGAAUACUGUCUUGGCCAGAGCUGCUCUGCAGAUUAACUUGUCGGUCCAUGAAGUUACCAUCACUGUUACAUUUCUGCUGAACAUGCCCCGCAGUCCAACUUCAAGUGAAGAUGAAAUGGCACAGAGCUUUUCUGACUAUUCUGAGGAAUCUGAAUCUGACAGCUCCAAAGAAGAAACAAUUUAUGAUACUAUCCGAGCCACAGCAGAGAAGCCAAGCAGUAGAAUGGAAGAUAUUCAAAGCAAUACGUUGGUCAUAAGGAUUGUCAUACCCGAUUUGCAACAGACGAAAUGUAUGAGGUUCAACCCUGAUGCUACAGUAUGGACUGCAAAACAGCGGAUUCUUUGCACUUUAACUCAGAGCCUAAAAGAUGUUUUGAAUUAUGGGUUAUUCCAGCCUGCCAGUAAUGGAAGAGAUGGUAAAUUUUUGGAUGAAGAGAGACUGCUUAGAGAAUACCCACAGCCUAUAAAUAAGGGUGUUCCAUCAUUAGAAUUUCGUUAUAAAAGGAGGGUAUAUAAACAGACCAGCCUGGAUGAAAAACUUCUUGCAAAACUUCACACAAAGGCCAAUGUACGCAAAUUCAUGGAUUAUGUUCAGCACCGUUCAGUAGACAAAAUUGCCAAAAUGCUUGAUCGAGGACUGGAUCCCAACUACCAUGAUGCAGAAACUGGAGAAACCCCACUGACAUUGGCUGCUCAGCUCGGUAACACUGUGGAAGUAAUAAAAGCUUUAAAAAAUGGAGGGUCUCAUUUGGAUUUCAGAUCAAAAGAUGGGAUGACAGCACUGCAUAAAGCAGCAAGGGCAAAAAAUCAAGUUGCACUUACGACACUUUUAGAACUUGGCGCAUCCCCUGAUUAUAAAGACAGCCGUGGAUUGACAGCACUCUAUCACACAACAAUGGUGGGAGGAGACCCUUACUGUUGUGAGCUCUUACUUCAUGAACAUGCCACUAUCAGCUGCAAGGAUGAAAAUGCAUGGCAAGAAAUCCAUCAGGACAGCUGUGCGAGGGUGCUUCUUUUUCGUGGCGCAAACAAAGAAAUAAAGAAUUUCAACAGUCAGACCCCUUUUCAGGUGGCUAUAAUUGCUGGAAAUUUUGAACUGGCUGAAUUCAUCAAGAAUCACAGAGAAACUGAUAUUGUACCAUUUCGAGAAGCACCUACUUAUUCAAAUCGAAGAAGACCCCAAAGUACCCUGACAACACCACGUGUCUUGCACCGUUCUAACAGCGACAACAACCUCAAUAUCAGCAACCUCCCUGAUUGGUCAGCUUCCUCUUCUGCUGCUUCUUCACACCGUAGCCUUUCACCACACCUCUUGCAACAGAUGCAGAAUAAUCCAAAUGGUACUGUAAAAACUGGCGGGACUAAUACCCGGGGAUCCCGCAGCAGAUCGCCUUCAUUAAACCGACUAGGAGAAGAGGUGAAGAGACCACAGCACAAGCAUAUCAGCCCCAAUGCUAAAAAAGAGCCACCAUCUGCUUUGGAUUUUCAGGGCCAAAAACGGAAGCUUUAUAGUGCUGUUCCUGGGAGGCACUUUAUUGUUGUGAAGCCAUAUCAACCUCAGGGGGAAGGCGAGAUUCCCCUUUGUAAAGGGGAUAGAGUAAAAGUUUUAAGCAUUGGAGAAGGUGGAUUUUGGGAGGGAAGUUCCCGAGGCCAUGUUGGAUGGUUUCCUGCAGACUGCAUUGAAGAGGUUCAUUCGAAAACAAAUGAAUGCAAACCAGAAACUCGCACUGACCGAACAAAGAAACUGUUUAGACAUUACACUGUGGGAUCUUAUGAUAGCUUCGAUGCUACCAGUGACUGCAUUAUUGAAGAAAAGAUGGUAGUCCUGCAGAAAAAAGACAACGAGGGAUUUGGAUUUGUACUCCGAGGGGCCAAAGCGGAUACCCCCAUUGAGGAAUUUACCCCGACUCCUGCUUUUCCUGCCUUACAAUAUCUGGAAUCGGUAGAUGAGGGAGGCGUAGCAUGGCAAGCCGGGCUGCGGACUGGAGAUUUCCUGAUUGAGAGGAAAGUCAUUACUGUGCCUUAUCAGGAUUAUAGCAUGCUAGGAAUUAAUGUUCUACAGAUCUUAGAUGUUAUUGUCCGUUACUCCUGGCUUGCAGUUUUCCAAAGUGGAGAUGUUCCAUCAGUGGCUCUACCAGUGAGUGACAUUGAUUGA
Messenger RNA from Protopterus annectens (West African lungfish), 2339 nucleotides. Its product is annotated as SH3 and multiple ankyrin repeat domains protein 1-like. Gene Ontology annotation, cellular component: postsynaptic density; dendritic spine; postsynaptic membrane. The record is from RefSeq and is a predicted model, not a curated record. Lineage: Eukaryota; Metazoa; Chordata; Ceratodontiformes; Protopteridae. Gene Ontology annotation, molecular function: ionotropic glutamate receptor binding; synaptic receptor adaptor activity. Bases 267 to 2339 code for a protein of 690 amino acids. The transcript has 19 exons.